UCAAAUGGUCCACGACAGUAAAAACAAGCGAGUAUUCCAAAACGAAUUACUGCCUAGUUUCAGGAAACUGGAGAAAAUGUUUCUAAAUGCAAAUUGAGUUGAGCUACAGUACCUAGCGUUGAUAGAAAGCAUUCGCCCGGAUACAGGAUACGGCAGGAGUUUCAAAGGCCACAUGUGCUUAUUCGUUCGUAGAUCAGGGAAUUGCAU
Molecule: messenger RNA, 207 nt
Organism: Nezara viridula (southern green stink bug)
Lineage: Eukaryota; Metazoa; Arthropoda; Insecta; Hemiptera; Pentatomidae
Source: the annotation of a GenBank genome assembly